Messenger RNA from Malania oleifera, 1771 nucleotides. Its product is annotated as probable protein phosphatase 2C 42. Gene Ontology annotation, biological process: protein dephosphorylation. The record is from RefSeq and is a predicted model, not a curated record. Bases 379 to 1500 code for a protein of 373 amino acids. NCBI's taxonomy places the organism in Eukaryota, Viridiplantae, Streptophyta, Magnoliopsida, Santalales, Ximeniaceae. Gene Ontology annotation, molecular function: cation binding; protein serine/threonine phosphatase activity. The transcript has 4 exons.
GCCGAACUGAACUUUCACAACAGUCUUCACCAUCCCACUUUCAAAAGCAGAAACCAAAAAUCAAACAUAAAUUAUAAAAUAGGAGAGAGAGAGAGAGAAAUUGAAAGUAACAGCCAACAAAAACCAUCUUCUCCCCAAGAGAGUGAACACCCUGCUGUUCCUCCACCACCGGACACCACUCCCACCAUCUCUCCCCUCUUAACCUUCGCUCCCCACUCCCUUAUUCUGCGCACUCCCCUACUGUCUCUCACAGACUAGUACCUUUUCAUUUCCAUUUAAGAAUCUCAACGGAUUUCUCUCCUCUCUCUUAAAUUUAAAUAAAUCGACGCGGUGUGGGGUUUUGAAGGGUCUAGGGUUAGGGUUUCUGAGAGAUGUGGGAUGCUCGGAGCUUUGAUGAAUCUCCUCUCUGUGUGCUGGAAGCCGUUCGGCACCAGAAACCCUAACAGCUCCGAGUCCGGUUUUGGUUGGGAAGGCAGGGACGGUCUGCUCCGGUUCCGGGACAUCGGCCGCUAUGGCUCCGGGGAGUUCUCCAUGGCUGUCGUGCAGGCCAACCAGGUGCUCGAAGACCAGAGCCAGAUCGAGUCCGGUCCCUUCGGCACUUUCGUUGGUGUCUACGAUGGCCACGGCGGCCCUGAGGCCUCGCGCUACGUCUGCGAUAAUCUGUUCCGGCAUUUUCAAGCAAUAUCAGCUGAGUCCCAGGGUGUUGUGACGACUGAGACCAUUGAAAGAGCUUUUUUGCAAACAGAAGAAGGGUUUAAUGCUCUUGUGUCAGAAUUGUGGAGCACUCGACCCAAUUUAGCCGCAGUUGGGUCGUGCUGUCUGGUUGGAGUAAUUUUUCAGCAGACACUCUUUGUGGCAAAUCUUGGAGAUUCUCGCGUGGUGUUGGGCAAGAAAGUUGGCAGCACAGGGGGAAUUGCUGCCAUACAGUUGUCAAAGGAACAUAAUGCAAAUAUGGCAGAAGUCAGGCAGGAACUUAAAGAAUUACACCCAAAUGAUCCUCAAAUUGUUGUUCUCAAGCAUGGAGUUUGGAGAGUUAAAGGCAUAAUUCAGGUUUCUAAAUCUAUAGGAGACGUAUAUAUGAAACAUGCACAGUAUAACAGGGAACCACUUAAUGGGAAAUUCAGACUUUCUGAACCAAUGAACAUGCCUAUCUUGACUGCUAAUCCAUCUAUUAUUUCUCAUCCACUCCAACAAAACGAUUCUUUCCUUAUAUUUGCAUCUGAUGGUCUAUGGGAACACUUGAGUAAUGAAAAAGCUGUGGAUAUUGUCCACAGCCAUCCGCGAGCAGGAAGUGCCAAAAGGCUUGUCAAGGCUGCCCUUCAGGAGGCAGCAAGAAAAAGAGAGAUGCGAUACUCGGAUCUUCGUAAAAUUGACAAGAAGGUCCGACGCCAUUUUCACGACGAUAUAACUGUUAUUGUUUUGUUCUUAAACCAUGAUCUUGUGUCCCGAGGCUCAAUCCAGGACGCUCCUCUCUCGAUCCGAAGUGCUCUGGAACACUGAUAAUAUGAAAGCAGACAUACUUUCUGUUCCCUCCUAUUUUUGGCAGAUGCCUACGGAAACCAUACUAGUUAUCACUUCCCUGAGAUACUGUGAUGCAUGGUCAGAGAGCAGCAUUGCAAAAGCAGUUUGGCUGCUUGGAUACUGAUUACCAAACCCAUUUACAUGAAGAGGCUUAAAAUCUGUAACUUGAUUUAAUGUUGUUGGUGUUAGAAGGUAGCAUUGAUUUCCUAUGUAAUACCUUGAGAAUAUAUAUAAAUAUGCUUGUUUUACA